UUGUGUUGUCAGUGUUCCUCUCCUCUCCUCUCCCUCAUUCCUAUUGGUGGAGUAGUCGCCAUGGUUACCACUUCCUCCUAGUGUCCGUACUAUGGAGCCAUCAGUGAUCAGUAUUAGGGUCCUGAUCCCGGUAUUGGCCCCGAUACCUAAUCCUAUAGCUACAGUCCGGAGCCCAUCAGCCGAACUGACCCCAUUAGGACAUCGCUGUCUAUUAUUCAGUGGAGGAGUUGGAGGACACAAGGAUCUGUACCAGGACAUAGUCAUGAUGGAGGAUCACCGGCCCCUCACAUCACAAGAUGGCGUCAUUGAUAGAAAUCCACCCGAGAGGUGUCCCCGUCCUCUGUAUUCCCAGGACUGUCCAGAGGGAAAUGUCCUAGAAAACCAUCAGGUUGAAAAUCAGAAUCAUAUUAAGGUUGAGGUUAAAGAUGAACCAGAAGAGGAGACGGAUUUCUGGGCCGAUCAGCAGUAUGGAGUCAUUGAUAGAAAUCCACCCGAGAGGUGUCCCCGUCCUCUGUAUUCCCAGGACUGUCCAGAGGGAAAUGUCCCAGAGAAGCAUCAGGUUGAAGAUCAGAUUAAUAUUAAGGUCGAGGUUAAAGAUGAACCAGAAGAGGAGACGGAUUUCUGGGCCGAUCACCAGUGUAUGAGGGAAGUGAAGGAGGAAAUUCCAGGAGGUGUUACCCCAGAUGGAGUCAUUGAUAGAAAUCCACCCGAGAGGUGUCCCCGUCCUCUGUAUUCCCAGGACUGUCCAGAGGGAAAUGUCCUAGAAAACCAUAAGAUUGAAAAUCAGAAUUAUAUUAAGGUUGAGGUUAAAGAUGAACCAGAAGAGGAGACGGAUUUCGGGGCCGAUCAGCAGUAUGGAGUCAUUGAUAGAAAUCCACCCGAGAGGUGUCCCCGUCCUCUGUAUUCCCAGGACUGUCCAGAGGGAAAUGUCCCAGAGAACAAUCAGGGUGAAGAUCUGAUGGAUAUUAAGGCUGAGGUUAAAGAUGAACCAGAAGAGGAGACGGAUUUUGGCGCCGGUCAGCAGUAUGGAGUCAUUGAUAGAAAUCCACCCGAGAGGUGUCCCCGUCCUCUGUAUUCCCAGGACUGUCCAGAGGGAAAUGUCCCAGAGAAGCAUCAGGUUGAAGAUCUGAUGUAUAUUAAGGUUGAGGUUAAAGAUGAACCAGAAGAGGAGACGGAUAUUUGGUCCAAUCAUAAGUGUAUGAGGGAAGUGAAGGAGGAAAUUCCAGGAGGUGUUACCCCAGAUGGAGUCAUUGAUAGAAAUCCACCCGAGAGGUGUCCCCGCCCUCUGUAUUCCCAGGACUGUCCAGAGGGAAAUGUCCCAGAGAAGGAUCAGGGUGAAGAUCUGAUGGAUAUUAAGGUUGAGAUUAAAGAUGAAGCAGAAGAGGAGACGGAUUUCUGGGCCGAUCAGCAGUAUGGAGUCAUUGAUAGAAAUCCACUCGAGAGGUGUCCCCGCCCUCUGUAUUCCCAGGACUGUCCAGAGGGAAAUGUCCCAGAGAAUCAUCAGGUUGAAGAUCAGAUUAAUAUUAAGGAUGAGGUUAAAGAUGAACCAGAAGAGGAGACGGAUUGUUGGUCCGAUCAGCAGUGUAUGAGGGAAGGGAAGGAGGAAAUUCCAGGAGGUGUUACCCCAGAUGGAGUCAUUGAUAGAAAUCCACCCGAGAGGUGUCCCCGUCCUCUGUAUUCCCAGGACUGUCCAGAUGGAAAUGUCCCAGAGAAGCAUCAGGUUGAAGAUCUGAUGGAUAUUAAGGCUGAGAUUAAAGAUGAACCAGAAGAGGAGACGGAUUUCUGGGCCGAUCACCCGUGUAUGAGGGAAGUGAAGGAGGAAAUUCCAGGAGGUGUUACCCCAGAAAAUCCCAGUAAGAAUUCUGAGGGAAACUUUAUGUUAUCCCUGAAUGAUAAAGGAGAAGAUGAAGAUAUGAUGGAGCGCUCCUCAGGAGAAGACCUCCUUACCCCUAAUGUCCAUCCAGAUCUAUCCUAUAAUAAUCCACCUGAUCAUGAGGAACCUUCUCCUGACCAACCACACAUUGUUACCACAAGGACAGAUCAGAAACAUGGGAAAGGUUUAUAUUGUGAGGAAUGUGGGAAAGAAUUUACAAGAAGAUCAGAUCUUGUUAGACACAGAAAAAGUCACAUAGGAAAGAAGCAGUAUGUGUGUUCAGAAUGUGGGAAACACUGUAAAUGUCAAUCAGAUCUUAUUAUACAUGAGAGAAUCCAUACAGGGGAGAAGCCAUAUUCAUGUUCAGAAUGUGGGAAACCCUAUAAUUGUAAAUCGGCUCUUAUUAUACAUAAGAGAAGCCAUACAGGAGAGAAGCCAUAUUCAUGUUCAGAAUGUGGAAAAUGUUUUAAAAGUAAACAAGAGCUUGUUAUACAUGAGAGAAUUCACACAGGAGAGAAGCCGUAUUCAUGUUCAGAAUGUGGGAAACCCUAUAAUUGUAAAUCAGCUCUUAUUAUACAUAAGAGAAUCCAUACAGGAGAGAAGCCAUAUUCAUGUUCAGAAUGUGGAAAAUGUUUUAAAAGUAAACAAGAGCUUGUUAUACAUGAGAGAAUUCACACAGGAGAGAAGCCGUAUUCAUGUUCAGAAUGUGGGAAAUGUUUUGCUCAAAAAUACUUUCUAGUAUUGCACGAGAGAAGUCACACAGGAGUGAAGCCAUAUUCAUGUUCUGAAUGUGGGAAAUGUUUUACAGGUAAAUCAAAUCUUGUUAAGCAUGAGAGAAGUCACACAGGAGAGAAGCCGUAUUCAUGUUCAGAAUGUGAUAAAUGUUUUAACAAUAAAUCAGAUCUUGUUAUACAUGAGAGAAUACACACAGGAGAGAAGCCAUAUUCAUGUUCUGAAUGUGGAAAAUGUUUUACAGGUAAAUCAAAUCUUGUUAAGCAUGAGAGAAGUCACACAGGAGAGAAGCCGUAUUCGUGUUCAGAAUGUGAUAAAUGUUUUAGAAGUAAAUCAGAUCUUGUUAUACAUGAGAGAAUUCAUACUGGAGAGAAGCCAUAUUCAUGUUCACAAUGUAGGAAAUGUUUUACAAAUAAAUCAAGUCUUGUUAAGCAUGAGAGAAGUCACACAGGAGAGAAGCUGUGUUCAUGUCCAUGUCAUGUCCAUGUUAAGAAUUUUUUUCAUGUCAUCAUCACACAUGAGAUUGCCCCCGUUGAUCCUAAAGAAACAGGAAGCACAAAUAGGUUAAAGGCCCCUCCCCCAGACAACCCCUCAUUGUUUCCUGUUCCUUUGGGAAGUAUUGAGGUUUUACCUCCUGGUCCUGAUGCUGGUGACAGGAUCGGUGUGGACCAAGCCAAGUGGUGGAGUUUCUACGGAUUAACACCGAACCCCCCUGUGAAUAUGCUGUAUGAAGAGAAUGGCGAUCUCCCAGAUGGAGUAGAUGCUCUUCAACAAAGUUGGAAAUUCAAAAUAGCCUAUGCGUUCCCUCCUAUCCCUCUGAUCAUCAGGACUCUGCAGAAGAUCCGUAUGGAGAAAUCCAAAGUGAUAUUCAUAGCUCCAAGAUGGCUCAAGAGAGGGUGGUACACCCUAGUUCAGCAACUGUCCAUAGAUCACCCUUACCCUCUUCCAGUAAGAGAAGAUCUCCUGUUGCAGGGUCGGCAAUUCUUCAAGGAUCUAGCAAACCUGCAGUUGACAGCCUGGCUUUUGAACGGACUUGACAGAGGUUUAUCCAUCAGUACUUUAAAUGUACAAAAAGCAGCCUUGGGUUGCUUUUUCGACACAAGUAUCGCAGACCAUAAAUGGAUUAAAAGAUUUUUUGGUGCUGUGGCAAGAUUAAAACCAAAAAUAUCUAACCUCUCGGCACCUUGGGAUCUAAAUAUAGUCCUCACUAGUCUUACUAGAGAACCUUUUGAACCACUUUCGGAUUCUUCAAUAAAAUUUCUGACCUGGAAAUCAGUCUUCUUGACGGCCUUCACGACAGCAAGAAGGGUCAGUGAAAUCCAAGCAUUUUCAAUUGAAGAACCUUACCCAACUGUGCUUGAAGACAGAAUUAUUCUGAAAUUAAAUCCAGCUUUCCUACCAAAAGUAGUGACAAACUUCCAUAGGUCUCAAGACAUCAUCCUACCCACAUUUUGCAAUUCUCCAAAAAGCAGGAAAGAAGAAAUGUUCCAUUCCUUGGACAUGAGAAGAACUAUUCUUUAUUUACAACAAACCAAGGAUUGGAGAAAAGACCUAAAGCUUCUAUUGCCAGAUGGUGGAGAUGUAGUGCAGCGUUUUCUAACCGUAGUAUCGGGACUUCCGGUGGCCCCUGUCCUGGUGUGUGGUGACUUUAACCAGGUGUUAGAUGCUUCUAAGGAUAAGUUUUGGGGGUCUCGGGCCCCUACCCCCUCUAGACCUACUGGUCUUGCUAAGUUGUUGAUGGAGGUUGGCCUAUUUGAUUUGUGGCGCCUGCACAAUCAUAGUAUUAAACAGUUCUCCUGUUACUCGACUACACAUGGUACCCUGUCUAGGAUAGACUUGGCCGUUGGGGAUGGUGAUAUGGCUAGUCUGGUUAGUGGGGUUGAAUAUUUGGCCAGGGGAUUGUCAGAUCAUUCCCCUAUUCGUUUACGAAUUGAUCUAACGGGGAGCGCUGGAGGAGUGCGCCCGCUAUGGAGACUGAACCCGUUCUGGUUGCAAUUACUGACUACGGCCGAAAUUGUCGGUGUGGAACUCAGGGACUAUAUUGCCCGUAAUGAUGGUUCGGCUUCGGUCUCCGUGGUUUGGGACUCGCUGAAGGCGUUCCUGUGUGGCUUAUUCAUUCGGGACAUAAUUGUUCCCAAGUCCUUUACUAGAGAGAGGGGGGAGAAGCUGAGAUUGUCUGUUACGGAAGCUGAGGCUCGCUAUGUUUUGGACCCUACCUCUAGGACUAAGGAUGUGUGGCUACGGGCACAGGGUGCCUAUACUAAAUACUUAGAGGAAACUGCGGAACAUAAAAGGUUUUUCACUAAGCAGCGCUACUUCGAGUGUGGUGAAAGUACGGGUAAAUUAUUGGCCUCCAUCGCUCGAGCCCAGCAGGGAGUUACGUAUAUUGGCUGUUUGAGGGAUAGUCGGGGGAGAGAGGUUGUGGCGGAUGAGGAUAUUUUGGGUGUGAUGGUAGAUUUUGACAAAGAUACAUACUCUACCAAGGUCUCUUGUACUGGGGGGGCCUUGGCGGACUAUGUGAGCAGGGCAUCACUUCCUUCCCUUUCUCUGGAGCAGAGGGACAGGCUGGACUCGCCCAUCUCUCUGGAGGAACUGGAAUUAGCUUUGAAAGAUGCAGCUAAUGAAAAAGCUCCGGGUCCGGAUGGCCUUCCGAGUGAGCGCCCGACUGCCCGUCUCCGGGUCAAUGGUAGGUUGUCUCCCUCAUUUGAACUGCAGAUGGGCACGCGACAGGGGUGUCCCCUGUCGCCUCUGCUCUUUGCAUUAGCCAUAGAGCCACUGGCCUGUAUCCUGCGUGCCUCACCUGAUCUGAUUGGGUUUCGAUACGGCUCCAUUGACGAGAGGGUGGAGCUUCACGCAAAUGACGUUAUUAUUCCUGGGAAGAACCAGUGUGAACUAUUACAUUGUGACAGGAGGAACAAGAGAGGAACAACACAAUCUCCUCCCAUUCUGGUCACAUGUCUUCUACUACUGCUGAGCCCCGCCCACUCCUGUCACAUGACUAUCCUCACAGGUCCUUCAUCCACAUUCUCUUCUAUCCUGCUGGGCUCCGCCCCCUCGUGUACUGGUCACAUGAUUGUGACAUCAUCACAGGUCCUACACCUCCAGCAUCCAGUAGAUACAGAACAGGUCCUGGUUGACAUUUGGAGGCAAGGAGAAUACAUGAGGAGGAGGAUGGACAAGGACAGGAAUGAGAUGACUAAGAGAAUAUUGCACUUCACCUUGGAGAUCCUCCACCUGCUGACCGGAGAGGAUUACACCAUAGUGAAGAAGACAUGGGGGGAGUGUGUGGCCCCCAGCAGCCAUCUCCAUGAGUCAGGAGGACGGAGCAGGGCCCGGGGCCCCAUCACGGAGCCUCCACCUCACUCACUGAUACAUGAGGAGAAGAUCCUAGAACUCAUCCACAGGAUCACUGAGCUGCUGACUGGAGAGGUUCCUAUAAGGUGUCAGGAUGUGGCGGUCUAUUUCUCCAUGGAGGAGUGGGAGUAUGUAGAAGGACACAAGGAUCUGUACCAGGACAUAGUCAUGAUGGAGGAUCACCGGCCCCUCACAUCACAAGAAAAUCCCAGUAAGAAUUCUGAGGGAAACUUCAUGUUAUCCCUGAAUGAUAAAGGAGAAGAUGAAGAUAUGAUGGAGCGCUCCUCAGGAGAAGACCUCCUUACCCCUAAUGUCCAUCCAGAUCUAUCCUAUAAUAAUCCACCUGAUCAUGAGGAACCUUCUCCUGACCAACCACACAUUGUUACCACAAGGACAGAGCAGGAACAUGGGAAAGGUUUAUAUUGUGAGGAAUGUGGGAGAGAAUUUAAAGGUAAAACAGCUCUUGUUUCACACAGAAAAAGUCACACAAGAAAGAAGCAGUAUGUGUGUUCAGAAUGUGGGAAAUCCUGUAAAUACCAAUCAGAUCUUAUUAUACAUGAGAGAAUUCACACAGGAGAGAAGUCAUAUUCAUGUUCUGAAUGUGGUAAAUGUUUUACAAGUAAAGCAAAUCUUAUUAAGCAUGAGAGAAGUCACACAGGAGAGAAGCCGUAUUCGUGUUUAGAAUGUAAAAAAUGUUUUAAAAGUAAAUCACAUCUUCUUCAGCAUGAGAGAAGUCACACGGGAGAGAAGUCAUAUUCAUGUUCAGAAUGUGCCAAAUGCUUUAUAUAUAAAUCACAUCUUGGUAGACAUGAGAGAACACACACAGGAGAGAAGCCAUAUUCAUGUUCAGAAUGUGCCAAAUGCUUUAGACAUAAAUCACAUCUUGUUCAACAUGAGAGAACACACACAGGAGAGAAGCCCCAUUCAUGUGCAGAAUGUGGUAAAUGUUUUAAAAGUAAAACAGGGCUAGUUGUACAUGAGAGAUUUCACACAGGAGAGACGCCAUAUUCAUGUUCAGAAUGUGGUAAAUGUUUUAAAAGUAAAACAGUGCUAGUUGUACAUGAGAGAAUUCACACAGGAGAGAAGCCAUAUUCAUGUUCAGAAUGUGGAAAAUGUUUUUUAUGUAAAACACAUCUUUCAAGACAUGAGAAAAUUCACACAGGAGAGAAGCCAUAUUCAUGUUCAGAAUGUGGUAAAUGUUUUAAAAGUAAAACAGGGCUAGUUGUACAUGAGAGAAUUCACACAGGAGAGAAGCCAUAUUCAUGUUCAGAAUGUGGUAAAUGUUUUAAAAGUAAAUCAGAGCUGGUUAUACAUGAGCGAAAUCACACAGGAGAGAAACCAUAUUCAUGUCCAGAAUGUGGUAAAUGUUUUACAAAUAAAUCAAAACUUUGUAGACAUGAGAGAAGUCACACUGGAGACUGAUAGAUGAAAUAAGAGAAGCUGUAUUCAUGUUCAGAAUGGGGUAAAUGUUAAACAAAUAAAUCACAUGACAUGAGAGAAGUCACACUGGAGACUGAUAUAUGAAAUAAUAAAUGAUAAAAAUAUAAUAUGGAGAAUGGAAAUCUGAGAUCUCAGGUGACAGUAAAAUGUGAUGUUUCUAAGUUGUGUUGUGAGAAUUAACCCUCGAAUAAACUCCAUAAUGAAACCUAAGCAGAAGCUAAAGCCAAC
Messenger RNA from Hyla sarda, 7627 nucleotides. RefSeq lists its product as uncharacterized. The record is from RefSeq and is a predicted model, not a curated record. The coding region runs from base 92 to 7381 and encodes 2429 amino acids. Gene Ontology annotation, biological process: regulation of transcription by RNA polymerase II. NCBI's taxonomy places the organism in Eukaryota, Metazoa, Chordata, Amphibia, Anura, Hylidae. Gene Ontology annotation, molecular function: DNA-binding transcription factor activity; RNA polymerase II cis-regulatory region sequence-specific DNA binding. The transcript is spliced from 31 exons.